This is a messenger RNA of Laccaria bicolor S238N-H82, 678 nucleotides long. RefSeq lists its product as uncharacterized. The record is from RefSeq and is a predicted model, not a curated record. The transcript has 5 exons. Bases 1 to 678 code for a protein of 225 amino acids. NCBI's taxonomy places the organism in Eukaryota, Fungi, Basidiomycota, Agaricomycetes, Agaricales, Hydnangiaceae.
AUGCACAGUGCUUAUGGGGCCCUCAUGUGCCUUGUAACCUGCAAGGUAUGCCAUUGUGAAAGGACUCAGUUGGCAAUAUUAAAGAGGUUUCAUGAAUUAUCGACAUCUAUUCCUCCCAUCCAGGAUGAUCAUGCAAACAACAUUGAUACAAUACAGGAGGACCAUCUCAUGCAGCCAAAGGAGAUGGAGCAAAACAACUCAGAGACAACCAAUGAUUUGCCAGUGGCCUUGGCUUUGAUGACACCUGUGGAUCAACAUCAGGCUCUUGCAAAAGAUAUGGAUGGCUCAGCAAUAAACCUGUACUUUGGUCCAAAGGCUGUAGGCAAAGGCACAAAUAUCACACAGCCAAGGCGCAUGACUGCUGAAGAGCUGCAACUAUUCCAGGAUCCGGAAAAUCUGCACAGGAAACAAUUUGUACUCUCAGGUAAGGAUGAUUCUAGGAUGUAUGAGGUUAUUGGCUACUCCAGGAAGCAGGACAGGACAGUUGAAUAUGAUGUGCUUUUUGAUGAUUGUGGGGACUCUAUCAUGGUCAUCAGUAUUUCAGGAUGUAUUUCAGCCACAGAAUUUAUUCUUUCUGGUAAAACAUUGAAGCACAGAGAAGAACUUACCCUGGUUGUCAGGUUGACAAACUAUGAUCUGGGACCAGAAUCUUUUCCAGAUUUUGAGCAUAACAUUUAG